AUAGUUUAUUUGCUUAAAUAGAAUGAAAUUAUUGUUGUACAUAUCGUGCACAAGAUCACAAUCAUAGUCAAUUUGUUAAAUUUUUUUCCGCUUGUGUAUUCCAUUUAAACAGCCGAAAAAACGAAUUGAAGACGCAAAUUAAAUAAUGGCCCAAGUAAAAGUUCAUCGUCAAUCGGUACUUAUGUUUGUACUUGCCAUUUUGACACACAUUGUGUCCGCACUCUUUCGAAUAGCAGUUCGCAUUAAACGACCAAAAGCUCAGAUUUAGAUCUAUUUCAAUUGCGUUUAGUCACCAAAUCCGUACAUGAUAAAAGAAACACUGAACCAAAGAACUUGACAACAAACCAUCAUUAAAAGUGCAUUUACAACAAGACCACCGCCAUCACCAAGUUAGCGAUUGUAAUUAAACGAAAUUUAGUGCAUAACGUCUAGUGAUAAACAAAAAUGUUUGCUUUGUUAAGAUUGUCAACUAUUGGACGCUUGUCUCAAAUUGGAAUUAGAAGAAAAUCAUCAACGGCCGCUCAAAAUUUCCGUACAAUAUUACAAAACCAAUUGAAUGACGUGCAUGCAGCUGGUACAUACAAAAAUGAGCGUGUCAUAUCAUCGCCGCAAAGAACUGACAUCAAUAUUGAAGGAUCGUCGAAAAGUGUCAUCAAUUUUUGUGCGAACAAUUAUUUGGGCAUGUCUAACAACAAAGAGGUGGUCGAGUAUAGUAAGGAAAUACUUGAGAAAUAUGGAAGUGGUCUGAGCUCAGUUCGUUUUAUUUGCGGAACACAAUCUAUUCACAAGGAGCUGGAACGGAAAUUAUCCAAUUUUCACGAACGCGAAGAUACAAUUCUGUAUGCAUCAUGUUUUGAUGCAAAUGCGGGCAUUUUUGAAGUUAUCACCACACCAGAAGAUGCAAUUUUCUCCGAUGAACUAAAUCACGCUUCAAUCAUUGAUGGCAUUCGAUUAUGUAAAGCCCAAAAGCAACGCUAUUCACAUCGCAAUAUGGAAGAUUUGGAAGAGAAAUUAAAAUCGUCGAAUGCGCGCAUUAAAUUAAUUGUAACUGAUGGUGUUUUCUCGAUGGACGGCAACGUUGCACCGUUAGAUAAAAUUUGUGAUUUGGCUGAAAAAUACGGUGCAUUAACGUUCGUUGAUGAUUGCCAUGCCACAGGUUUCUUCGGGAGAACGGGAAGAGGAACUGAAGAAUUUUUCAACAUGAUGGGCCGGGUGGAUAUUAUAAAUUCAACACUAGGAAAGGCAUUGGGUGGUGCCGCCGGUGGGUAUACAACUGGUUCUCGUGAAUUGAUCGAUUUGUUGAAGCAGAAGUCUCGUCCGUAUUUGUUUUCGAACACCUUACCACCGGCUGUGGUUGGCAGUGCCAGCAAAGUCAUUGAUUUGCUUAUGCAUUCAUCGGAAUAUCCGCAACGAGUUCAAAGCAAUACGGAACGCUUUCGCAGUAAAAUGGUUGCGGCUGGAUUCACUAUUGCUGGUUCAGAACAUGCAAUUUGUCCUGUAAUGUUGGGCGAAGCAAGACUUGCCAAUGUCUUUGCCGAUGAAAUGCUAAAGAAAGGAAUAUAUGUAAUUGGAUUUAGUUAUCCAGUUGUUCCAAAAGGAAAAGCUCGAAUUCGUGUUCAAAUCUCUGCUGCUCAUACAACCGAGCAAAUAGAUCAGUGUGUCGAUGCAUUCAUCAGUGUUGGACGACAACUACAAGUCAUUCCAUGAAAUCAAACGAAAAUUCCCAAAACAAAACCGAAAAAACAAGAAAUUCAAAGCUGCAAUUUGUUUUUAAAAUAUCAUUAAUAUUGUUUUUCAGUUUAUAUAUGGUCAAAAUGAGAUAUAAUUUA
This is a messenger RNA of Contarinia nasturtii (swede midge), 1829 nucleotides long. RefSeq names its product 2-amino-3-ketobutyrate coenzyme A ligase, mitochondrial (gene Gcat). The transcript has 10 exons. Gene Ontology annotation, molecular function: glycine C-acetyltransferase activity; pyridoxal phosphate binding. Gene Ontology annotation, biological process: biosynthetic process; L-threonine catabolic process. NCBI's taxonomy places the organism in Eukaryota, Metazoa, Arthropoda, Insecta, Diptera, Cecidomyiidae. Bases 445 to 1707 code for a protein of 420 amino acids. The record is from RefSeq and is a predicted model, not a curated record.